This is a messenger RNA of Cladocopium goreaui, 1347 nucleotides long. The record is from the annotation of a GenBank genome assembly. Lineage: Eukaryota; Dinophyceae; Suessiales; Symbiodiniaceae.
AAAAUGAAAUGUCACUGAUGUCAUAGUUUUGCAUUGGUCUUUUUAGACGCCGUAGUAUGCCUGGACGAUUGUUGUCGUCUUUUCUGAAUUUGGAGACGUGGGAAAAUGGGGACAGCUUUGACAGUCACGUGUGGCAAAGACAUCACACACCCAUCUUUGAACCAGGUUUCCUGCUUCGGCCACAUAGAUCCAGCCUGCACUCCCAUUGGCAUGACUUCGUGUCCUUCAUGUCCUUCAAGAAGAAGAAGGGCAACGGCAACGACCACAUGAACAAAUGCCUGUGUCCCGUGCUGGGCCAUUGCGUUCCGGGUUUUCAAUGUCCCAUGGGCGAGCACAUCGACAGAUCGAAGUGCUUCAGUACCGUCACAGUGAAGUACCCACCAGACCCCGAGUAUCAGAAAUGCCUGAAGCAGAAGGAAGAAGACCCGGAAAAAAAGUGCAAGCCGAAGAUUCUCAAAGACUUGAAGAUCAAGGGCGGUGGAUGGUUCGUGACAGGUGGCGAAGACCACCCCAUUGUCUGGAAGGUGGAUGGAAUAGCAAAAGCUAUGGGAAUCCGACGAGGCUACGAGCUCAUUGCCAUCGAUGGAAACCAAGCGGACUGGCGCGAGCAGGGCUACAAGGCCUACGUCAAGUCCCUAAACUGGAACCGCCCACCGCCCAAUGGGCCCUACGAGUGUGAACCGGGAGACAGUUGCAAACCGGCAGCCUGCCCGUCGACUCCUCCACUGCCUCCACCACUGCCGCCGGCACCGCCGGGAGCGAAAGGCCACCGCUUUCCAAUGGCCUUCCAGGCGAUCGAGGCUCCUAGGGCUCCUAUGGCUCCGAAUCCUGCGGAUCCUACGGCUCCUGCGGCUCCAGAAACCGAGGUGCCAGAGGGACCGCCACUUGCAUGCUCUCCAAACGGUCACAGUCUGACAUUCAAAGUCACGGCACCUGCCUGGAUGUUUUGGGCUGGUCCCAAGACCACCUGCAAACCUUUCCGUGAGACCUGCUGCACAGAAGCUUCAACGAGGGAGAAGCCUGAAGAUAUUUUCGCGGAGAGUUGCGCCAGUAAGGAGAUGUGCAAACCACAAGAGAGUUGUGAUCAAAUGGAGGGAAGACCCGGAAUCUGCAAGUACCAGGUGGUUGAGCUGAAGGGUGACUACGAUGACGUCCAGGAAAACGAGGAUAAACAGGAAGAAGCUGCUGCGAAAGCAGAAGAGCAGGAACAACAGAAGGAACAAGAAGACGAGCAAGAAGAAGAAGGAGAACCAGAAUGAAUUCCAGGCGUCGAGAAGUCAAGUGAUUCGCAUGAGGAAUGGCUGAAAGUUUGGUUAAUCUGAUAAAAAUGGUGAUGAACAUUCCCAC